AGCACUUCGGGAUAGCUGCAAACCUCGCUGCUCCGCCGCCUAUCUUCAGAAGGACCCUAUUCUACGACGCUUUCUCAUACCAAAAUGACCGUUGCCGAGUCGGUUAAGAGUGCCGUUGGACUGGCGGAUACUCCCGCCACCCGCCAGGAGAUGUCCGAUGCUCGUCUGCCUAUUCAGUACCGCGACUCUUGUGGGCACCUCCUCAUCCCAUUGAACCGAUGCCGGCAGCAGGAGUACUACCUUCCUUGGAAGUGCGAGGAUGAGAGACACAGCUACGAGAAGUGCCAGUAUGAAGAAUUCAAGAAGCGUGUUGCCAAGAUGGACGAGCUGCGAGCUGCUAAGAACGGUGCCCGCAGCAAUUGAUACCAAACAGAUCGGCUUAUGCAUUUGAUAUGGACGAAGCAGCAGGUUAUGUACAUAAAGUUCUGAGAUUGAUUGAUCAUGCACCGACUUUGGCGUUCGGAUUGAGAAUAAGCUUGCCGAUACCAUCCCUUUGUGUCUCGGACUCACAAGGCUAGUACCUUGUCUGUAAUACAUGAAACGAUCAUCUCUCGGUGUGAUACGGACCCAGUGCUUCCAUCCCCCGAAAGAUUUCUAUGCAUGGAAUAGCCUCGGGACUGCGCAAGCGGAGUAUUUGGGUUUGUCCGCUGGCCCAGCCUUACCGAAUUGGGGUUGUAUUACUGCCUAUAGGUAGUAAUCGCUGCUGGUUAUAUCAUUCCAAUUUUCAUCUUCUUCCCAGAGGAACUAUUAUCAAGUGGAUUGCUUGGUCCCUUGGUGUUUGUGGGUCGCGAAC
Molecule: messenger RNA, 793 nt
Organism: Aspergillus pseudonomiae
Lineage: Eukaryota; Fungi; Ascomycota; Eurotiomycetes; Eurotiales; Aspergillaceae
Product: NADH dehydrogenase [ubiquinone] 1 beta subcomplex subunit 7
Exons: 4
Coding region: 85-363 (92 amino acids)
Cellular component (GO): mitochondrion
Source: RefSeq, a predicted model, not a curated record